AUAUAAUUACAUUUAUAUAUUUUACAUACAUGAAAUGGUUAUCUGUCUUUUAUUUACGGCAGCCAGUGGACAUUUCUCAAAAGAUCAACGGGAAGGAUGAACAUCAAACAGAAAUUGAAGCACUGCUCAGCAGACUUCAUCUUCAAGACAAAUAUAAACAAAAGUUGACACCAGCUGACUUUCUAAAGAUAAGUCCACCUGUUAAACAGCAACAUGACACAACUGAGAAAGAUCUAGCUCACACUUUUCUUCAGAGGUUGAUGAUGUUAGACUACAGAGCCAGAUAUAUUCCUGUAAAACAAGACAGUCCUGAAGUGAGCCACUCAAAGCCACAGAAAAUAGAACCAGAAGAUGAUGACUUUGCUCUUUUUAGCGCCAGUGUAGACUCUGAUCAGUCUAAAAAGUCUCACGUGCAUCCAAUGGAUGUUCAAAUGGCAGUAUUUCACUGCUCAGACAGCUUUCUGAAGCAGAACAUGAUUACAAAGCUAUCCCAGUCUCAGUACGCCUUACCUUUGCUUGUUCCUGACCCAGUCACAAUGGAUAUUGAGUGUCCUCUGUGGACAUUCAGACAAAUAAUGAAAAGCUGGAAGAUAACACAAACCAAAGAUGAUUCAAACACUGUCACCAUGAAGAGUAUGCCCAUUUACAAAGCUGAGACGUCCAUGGUGUCAUUUUUCCGUCUUGGUUCACUGUCACUGUCUAAAUCUCAGCUGAUGAACACUUUGAUCAACGACCGUCACAGCACCUUCUUCCACAGAAACUGUCCAGGAAGCACCAAAUCUCGCCAUUUGAUGGACGGUGUAGCAGAGAUUGCCUGGUACUGCCCUGCUGGGAAACCCAAUGAUGCCUUCACUGACUGCAUUGCCUUCUGUAAUCUUCAUGGUGAUGCUCUGGAGAUUAAAACACAGCGUGAAAUACUGAUGGAAAAAUCUUCAGUUAAUGUCGUUCUGGUACCAACUCUGGACAGAGGUGACAAAAGUUGGACAGUUAUCUCAGCCCUUCUCAAGUCUCCUAAACCUCUGAUUUGUCUCAUUGUUGAUAAUGUUUGUGGUGCAGCUGAGAUGACAGAGGGAAAAUACAAAAUGGGCCUUGAAGGCAAAAGUCAGUCAGAUGUUUGUGAAGAACUGAAAGGAAUCAUUGGAAAAAUCUUGUCUGGACCACAUACAUCCUUCCAGCUAGAAACCAUGGCUGAGGUCUCUGGAAUCAGAGUGGAUGAAGAUGACGCAGUCUGCCAAAAAGGAAAAACUGCUGCUAUGGAAAUAGCGAAUUUACUUAAAUUGAUGGAUGUUUCAAAGAUCAAAGAUAAAUAUCUUCCUUGUCAAGGCCAACUGUGGCAUGAUUGGUGCAAAAAAAACAAGGAACAGUAUCCCUUCAAAGGACACAUUGAGAAGGAGAAAUGUGAAAAGCAACUGAAGAAAAUACGUCAAGAACAAUGUUCUGCUUCCUGUAGUGAACUGAUUAAGUUGUUCAUUGAAAGCCUCUCAUCUCUGCCAUCAGAAGAAAAAGAAUAUUUCCUGAAGUGGAUUCAGAUCUUACUGGAUGCACUCUCCACAGAUGAUCUGUCUAAAAUUCUCCAGGAAUAUGAUGAGAAGUGGUCUGAGGUCUUGACUUUGAAGAAGAAUCAUGAUAAAUCUGAUCUAAUAAGCAAGCAAACUGAGCUUGAGAAAAUAUCAAAAAAACUGCAGUCAGCUACUUUUGGCUUAGAGCACAUCUUUAGAGAAAUUGGACAGAUCUAUGAAGCCCAUAAAUCACUCCAGAAACAAUCAAAGAUGGGAGAGACUGACUGGUCUAAAUACCCUGAGCUGGCUGCAGAGCUGAUGAUAUCAGGACACCCAAUGGAGCUGAUGGAUGGUGAUGCAGGUCAUGUGACUUUAACAUGGAUCUCUAGUCUUUUAGAUGAAGUCAAAAAGAAACUGGGUGACAAGAGAGUUUUUGUUCUGUCAGUUUUGGGCGUACAAAGCAGUGGAAAAUCCACCAUGCUGAAUGCCAUGUUUGGAUUACAGUUUGCAGUAAGUGCUGGCAGGUGCACCAAGGGUGCCUUCAUGCAGCUGGUCAAAGUGUCAGAGGAGAAGAAGAAAGACUUUAAGUUUGACUAUGUUCUAGUGGUGGACACUGAAGGACUGCGUGCUCUUGAGCUGGCAGGUAACGACACUCUUCACGACAAUGAACUGGCAACAUUUGUCGUUGGUCUGGGAAACAUGACGUUGAUCAACAUCUUUGGAGAGAAUCCAGCUGACAUGCAAGAUGUGCUGCAGAUUGUUGUUCAGGCUUUCAUGAGGAUGAAGAAAGUUCAACUUUCUCCAAGUUGUGUGUUUGUUCACCAGAAUGUUACAGAUAUUACAGCUGCAGAGAAAAACAUGGAUGGAAAGAGACGACUGCAAGAAAAACUGGACCAGAUGGCUAAACUAGCUGCCAAAGAGGAGGUUUGUGAUGCUGAAUGCUUCAGUGAUGUCAUCUCAUUUGAUGUGCAGAAAGACGUGAAAUACUUUGCUCAACUGUGGGAGGGAAGUCCACCCAUGGCUCCUCCAAAUCCAGGUUAUAGUGAGAGCGUCCAGGAUUUAAAGAACAUCAUCCUCUCUAAAGCUUCACAGUCUGCUGGGACGACUCUCUCACAGUUCAAAAGCAAAAUAAAGGACCUGUGGGAUGCUCUACUGAACGAAAACUUUGUUUUCAGCUUCAAAAACACACAUGAAAUUGCAGUGUACAGAAAACUUGAGGUCCAAUAUGGGAACUGGACCUGGGCCCUGAGGAGCAAGAUGUUGACCAUUGAGCACCAGCUACAUAACAGAAUUAAAAAUAAAAAACAAGAGAAUGUUGAGCUCCACUAUCUUUUUGAAGCAAUUAGCGAAACAUAUGAAGAAAUCAAAAAAGAGAUGAAGAAGUUCUUUGAUGAUGAAAAUGACAAAGACACAUUGGUUCAGUGGCGAGGCCGAUUUGAAAGCAAAAUCGAAAACUUUAAUGAUGACCAGGUGAGAGGAGUUAAAAGAAAACUGGAUGAGGUCAUCCAGCAGAAGAAGACUUGUAAAAAGAUGGAUGACAAGAAGACAGAGUUUGAGAACAAGCUGCUACAAAAGAGCAAAGAGCUUGCUCAGCAGUUAAAAGACAAGGCCAAAGAUGAAAGGGAACUCAAAAAGCAGUUCAACCGUGUUUGGAGUGGCUGGGUUACUGAAUUAACUGGAGACAUAAAACCUAUUGAGGAUAUCAACCUGGAAAAAGACGAGUUUAGUGUUCUGCAAGGCAUUGGUAUUGAACCGGUUACUAUAAAUGACUGCAAAACCAGCGGCAAAUACAAAAACAUAUCAUCCAUCAGGGAUUAUCAUCAUUAUGUAACCCUAAAGAAGAAACAAAAUAUGAUGAUUCAAGCAGCAACAACAGUCAUAAAGUACUUCAGGGAUUCUCUUUCACCUGAAGAACAACAACUGAUCAGUUCAUUCAUUGCAGAAGUUGAACAAGAGUCCCUUUGUAACAUUGAGAGCAAACCUGUAGCUGCAACAGGCUACAAUCCAACUUACUUGCAAGAAAUUGCCAACAAUGUCAAAGAAAAAGUGACAGAUUUUGAAUCAAAGAAGAAAUAUGUUCUGAAGAAGGAGUUUACAGUUGAUCUGUUACUGUAUGUGUUUGACAAGGCAGGAAGUUGGAUUUCAGAGUCACACGAGAUAUUCAAGAAGAGCAAUGAUGCUCUCACUUAUUUAGAAAGCAAGAAAGAGGAAUAUUACAACAUUUUUAGAAGUUUCUGCAAAGGAAACUCAUCUGCUGUUGUGCUUGGAGAACUGAUCUGUGAAAAACUGAAGGUUUCUACUGUUGAAGCUGUCUGCAACAAAACUGCACAUGAUCUUGCUGGAGUGAUGAGGUGCAGUCUUCCAGCAUUCAAUGGGAACAGGUUGGACUUGGAGAAACAUGUGUUGACAUCACUGGCAGAAAACGGAAAGUUUAAUGGUUACAUCAACUACAUCCGACACCCAAGGAGCCAAGUAGAGAGUUUCAUAAAGGAGGAAGUAGAGAAAUAUAUUUACACAGACAACAAGGCUAAAGCACAGAAUAAACUCAAGAAAAAUGUUGAAGACAUCAAUAAACUUGUGAGUCAAGCUUUGUUUGAUGCAACAGAGAAAGUCAAAAGUCAGAGAGGAAACACAGACAUGUGGCUGAAGGAAUUUUCCAAUUUGCUACAAGAAAAUGAUAAGCUGACAUUUGACACCAUCAGUUCUGAAAAUUUCAGUGACAUAAACAAAUUUGACUUUCUUAAAGAAGAGAUAGAGAAAGGACUUCCAUCCCUCAUUAAAGAGAUGAGCAGCCUCUUAUCGCAUAAGAUGAAGGAAUUCAGGCUGAAGCCAGAUCAAAUCCUCAUUGAUCAGCUGUGUGACUGCUGCUGGGUAACGUGUCCAUUCUGUGCAGCUGUUUGUACAAACACCAAAAAUCACAGUCCUGUAGAACACAGCGUGCCUUUUCACCGACCAGAUGGGAUCAGAGGUAUGCACUUUAGAAAAACAGGUGACAUGAGCAUUGAUUUUUGCACAUCAAAUGUUGCAAGUGAUUAUAGAUUUUACCCUUCUCAUGAUCCAGACAAGCCCAUUCCCUUUAAACACUACCGUACUGCUGGUCCAAAAUAUGCUAACUGGAGAAUUACCCCUGAUGGGUCAGAGCAGACGUACUGGAAAUGGUUUGUAGGUAAAUUUCAACAGGACCUGGAACACCACCAUGGAUUAAAAUUCCAGGGCAAAGGUACAAUUCCCCCCAAGUGGAAAAAUUACUCUAAAGAAGAAGCUAUUAAAAGUCUGGAUGAAAUGUGUCAGUGAACAAACACAACACAACUACAACCCUGCUGACAAUUAUGACCAUGUUUUGUUUUCAAGAACCAAA
Scomber scombrus (Atlantic mackerel) is the source of this 4857-nucleotide messenger RNA. Its product is annotated as interferon-induced very large GTPase 1-like. The record is from RefSeq and is a predicted model, not a curated record. NCBI's taxonomy places the organism in Eukaryota, Metazoa, Chordata, Actinopteri, Scombriformes, Scombridae. The transcript has a single exon. Bases 30 to 4793 code for a protein of 1587 amino acids. Gene Ontology annotation, molecular function: GTP binding.